AGCUGGAACAGUAAACAGGAAGCUCAUGCUUUAACCGGCGUUGCAGUCUGUAUGAAAGCUAUUCAGUUGUAAGGAAUAAAACCUUGAUACCUAUUGUUUUGUACUUCUUAUUGUUUAUCUAUGCAUGUUGCUGGUCGUAAUGUUUGUGCUUGAUUAGAUAAAUCGGGCCGCGGAGCUAACGCGCAAAAUUUCUAUUGCGGUAUUAAUGUUACCGUCGGGUUGGCUGACCUAAGAACUGAAAACGCUGCUCAGAGUAACGGAGCCGUUACCCAUGGAGACGGGAGACGCCUAAACAGAUUUAGCUAGCUUUAGCCUGUUAGCUUCCUGCAAAUCUUUCCGCUGCCAAGAUGCCUACAAAGCCGACAGGUAACGCCUCCCAAGGCCUGUUUGGAGAUGAUGAUGACAUACUUGACAGCUUAUUUGACAAUAUAAAACAACCGGUGCGAUCAAAAGGGGCUCGAGCCGGACGGCUAAACGCCUCAUCUCCCACUAGCAACAUGUUCAGCAGACUGGCAGAGGAAGUUAGGAGGGACGAAUUGGACUUGGAGGCCUCCGACGUCUCCGAGGCUGAUCCCAGUGACGUGCUGAAGAACUUGAAGGGCUUGGAUGAUAUGGAGGCCGACCUGUUCCCAUCAAAGAAAAAGCUCCCCGUGCAAACAAAGGCAGUCGCUAACGAAGAGCCAAUCAAAGACUCUGCCGCGUUAGAAAGUAAUGCAGAACUCAAGGGAGCAGGUGAGGCCACAGGAGGAGGUACGAAGCCAAACACUGCCCCUUCAUCCUCGGCACGUGACUACAAUGACUUCUUUGAUCCAGACGACCCCCUGGCUGAUUCGCUCGACGACCUGCUUCCGGAUGAAACCAGGCCUGAACCCCAACCCCGACAGAGCAAGCCUGACAAAUCCGUGCCGCCCGCAUCGCCGUCACCCCUCCUCAGGAGCCAAGCAACUAAGACAUCUAAAAACGAUGACAAGGACGACCUGCUUGACGCGCUGGAGAGACGUAAAAACGAUGGCAACAGAAAAGAGACUCCACUUUGGUCUUCCAAGGAGAAGAGUGAUGCCCCUCAGAGACCUCGUACCAGAAUCCAGGAUAUUCUGGAGGCCUCCACCUCGGCCCGGCCCACGGAGCGACCUCCCACGGGCGAGAAGAGGGGCGAAAAGCCACCACAGGAGAACAACUCUAGUUUGAAAGAUCCAUUUGUGGAAGACGACCUCACAUUUGGGUUCUAUCAGCCCACGAUGGUGUCCACGCCCGAGGGGCGCCAGUCCCGCAGACAGUCUGUCAGAUUUUCUACAGAGGAUGUCAGACUCUCCACCCCCGAGAAGAAAGCGCCAGCCAGCACCCCGACAAGCAGCCGCCACCGAGGCUCGGCAGAAUGGCUCGGCCUCACGGUGAACGACGAGCUCGACCGCUUAGAAGAAGGUCCCAAAGCGCUGAAAGGUUUAGCUGCGUCUCCAAAAGCUCCCUCCUCUCCUGUAUUGGAGAGAAAGUCUUCGUUGACUGGGAGUCAAGCCACAGCUGUUGCCAAAAUGACGGGAGACGCUCCGAGCUGGAAGCAGAGCAGAUCUGAGGAGUCUAAAGCCAAGAGGAAGGAGGAGGAGGAGGAGGAGCAGGACUGGUUGGAUGGGGCGCUGAGCAGGAAGAAGGCUCUGUCGGAGGCAAAAACAUCCAAGCAGGAGGACUCUCUACAAAGUGAAUCUGUAGUCAGUAACAGAGACAAGACACAAACGUUCAGAGACCGAGAGGAGACGUUCGCAUCUAUCAGAGACACUAGCCCUGCGGCUCAUUCCACCCCCAUCAGAGAGGAGAAGCCCAACAAAGGUCCUCAGCAAAACCAAAUGAAGACUACAUCAGCCACCGCCCAACAGCAGGUUUCCUAUACAGCAGACAAUCUGCAGCAUUUGCUACUACAACAGCAGAUGAUGCAGACUCAGUUGCUGGGUCUGGGGAGUGCUGUUGACGCCGGAGCCCUGCGGAGACCUAAAGAGGAGCAGCAGCAUGGAGAAUAUCAGGCUUUCCAAGCCCGCAUCGUCCAGUUGGAGGGAGAGGUGAAAAUGCUUCAGCUGGAGCGGGACCAAAGCCGGAAGAUGUUAGAGGAGAUCCAGAAGAGGCACAACCAGGACAUGCUGCUUCUGGAGAACACACACAAGACUCGUGUGAAGCUGCUGGAGGAGUCAGCAGCCCAAAGGGAGACCCGAGCUCGACUGGAGAGCGAGGAACUAAUGGAACGCCUGGCCGCGUUGACGAGAUCCGCCGAGCAGGAGCGCUCAGAGCUGCAGGCUCAGUACCAUCGAAAGCUGGCCCAGGCUCAGCAGGACAGAGACCGUGAGGUGGAGAGGCUCCGAGACCUCCAGAGAAAAUCCAUCAUGGAGAUGAAGAAAGACCACGAGGAUCAGCUUCAGAGGCUGAAGAGAUUAAAGGAUGAAGAGAUUGAUGCGGUCACCAGUGCAACAUCUCAAACCAGAUCUCUCUCAGGGGUGAUUGAGCAGAUGGAGCAGUUCUCCUCCCGGCUCGGAGAGCUCUCCUCUCGAGUGGAGAGCACACACGAGCACACCGCCCACGGCUUGGAGCAAGGGGCGCGGCACCGGGACGAGCAGCUCCGAAUAAUGCAGGACCGUCUGGCCCAGCAACAGAAAGCCAUGGCAGAGGAAAGGGCUUACCUCAAGGAAAUCAUCUCCAGGAUGGACACUCAGAUCAGCGAGCAGCAGAGGCAGCUGGAGAAGGAACGCUGGAAGGUGACGGCGGAGCAGGCCAAGGCCGAGUCCACCCAGAGAGGCCUGGAGGAAGAGCGCCGCGUCUUCACCCUGCAGAUCAGCAUGGAGAGGGAGGAGCUGGAGCGGGCUAAGACCUUGCUGCUGGAGGAGCAGAAGUCUGUGAUGCAGCACUGUGCAGAGGAGAGGAGGAAGCUGGCAGCGGAGUGGGCUCACUUCCACACGCAGGAGAAGCAGAGGCACGACAGAGCCGAACGGGAGGUCAACAGCCUCUUAGAGAGGAGAGAAGGAUCCAUCAUCGGUCUGGCACAGGAACAGGCUGACCUGAAGCUUCGAACGGCUGAUCUAAAACAGAAGGAGCUGGCUGUGACCCAAGAGAAAGAGACUCUGGCUAGACUAAGGGAAGAGCUGGACAGAGAGAAGGAGACAACGAAUAGUAUAGCCCUGAGACUCAAAACACGCGCCCAGGAGGUCGAGGCCUUCAGCAAGCUUGCAGCAGAGAAGUACGAGGAGGGCGACAGAGCGCUGCAGGAGGCCAAGCGCGUGGAGUCGGAGCACCAGGCUCGACUUAGAAACAUUCAGUCUCAGACGGAGAACCUGAGGCAGAUGGAGCAGCGGAUCCUAAAGGAGCGCAUGCGAGUAAAUCACCUGCAGGAUGCGGAAAGGCUUGGAGAACGUUCCGCCACCUCGCCUAUACCUCAAAUUAUUCCACCGGUUCUACCAGACUCAGUUUCGGCGUUGCCUUUCCCCGGGCUGACAUCUUUCAGGAAUAAUCCUCCAAAUUCUCCUGCAAACUAUCAGUCCAUGACGCUUGAGGCCAGUCUGGCUCUGUGGAAGUACACAGCGGAAAAGGACCGUGAAUUCCUCCUCGAGGAGCAGAUCUUUCUUGAAAAUCUGAAGAAGAAAUCCUACAGGUUUGACGCACACUGACUAAAACCUGUUGGACAGUCAGCAUCUCUGUAUUAUAUUUAUACA
Fundulus heteroclitus (mummichog) is the source of this 3686-nucleotide messenger RNA. RefSeq names its product fas-binding factor 1 homolog. Gene Ontology annotation, biological process: cilium assembly; establishment of epithelial cell polarity. Lineage: Eukaryota; Metazoa; Chordata; Actinopteri; Cyprinodontiformes; Fundulidae. Bases 348 to 3641 code for a protein of 1097 amino acids. Gene Ontology annotation, cellular component: ciliary basal body; ciliary transition fiber; centriole. The record is from RefSeq and is a predicted model, not a curated record. The transcript has 31 exons.